This is a messenger RNA of Encephalitozoon cuniculi GB-M1, 1245 nucleotides long. RefSeq lists its product as uncharacterized. The transcript has a single exon. Bases 1 to 1245 code for a protein of 414 amino acids. Gene Ontology annotation, molecular function: ATP binding; protein serine/threonine kinase activity. The record is from RefSeq and is marked provisional. Gene Ontology annotation, biological process: intracellular signal transduction; protein phosphorylation. Gene Ontology annotation, cellular component: cytoplasm. NCBI's taxonomy places the organism in Eukaryota, Fungi, Microsporidia, Unikaryonidae.
AUGCCGAAAUAUGAGCUCCAGGAGACGCUUGCAAGCGGGUCUACAUCGAAGGUCAAGAGGGCAGCCGCUCCCGGAAAUGCAAAGUGCGUAGUCAAGGUGAUAAGAAAGAAGGACGUGCCCUUGCGAGUCUUUCUAAGGGAGGUUAAGAUACACCGGUCGCUGAGGCAUCCAAACAUAGUUGGGUUUGUCGACUCGUAUGAGGAUUGCCAUGGAUACUGUAUAGUGAUGAAGCUUGGGUGCGGAGAGGUGGGGAGCAUGAUACGGGCAGGUGGAGGGCUGGACCCGCUUCUAGCCCAUUUCUAUUUCAGGCAGCUGGUUUCUGCUGUGGAGUAUUUGCAUGGAAAGUGCAUAUGCCACCGGGACAUAAAGCCUGAGAAUAUGCUUAUUGAUAGUGCUGGGAAUCUUCUCCUGUCGGACUUUGGGUUUUCAACUGUGUUUUUCCAUAAGGGCAGGAGGAGGAGGCUGCGAUCGCCCGCAGGAAGCCUUGAGUACAUGGCUCCAGAGGUCUUUGAGGGGGCUUAUGAUGGAGAACUUGCAGAUGUGUGGUCUUGCGGAGUAAGCCUUGUUGUAUUUCUGACUGGAGCGCUUCCGUGGGAUAGGGCUGUUGAGUCUGACGAAAGGUUCUCUGCAUUUGUGUCCUCACGGGGUGGUUGUCAAGUGCCGCUUAGCAGUAUAGGGGACCAAGCGAUGGGGCUUGUGAUGAGGAUGACGGCUAAAGAAGAUAGACGGCCGUCGGUCUCAACGGUUAUGAAGGAUCCUUGGGUCAUGCAGCCCAACGAGCUCCUUGAUGAGUCUGGGCUUUGUAGAGACUCCUGCCGCCUGUUCAGCUUGGUUCCGCGGCAGACUGGAUCGGCACUCCACUUUACCCAGCCUGGUGAGGUGCACAAGACACCGAGAACACGUCCCGUCUCCUCACAGCCUAGGAGAGCUGGAUCUGGAGACAUCUGCAGGGUAUAUAUCGGUGAAGAAAGCCUGAGGCUCGCUUUAAGAAGAGUGUGCGAGGCUCUUGAUGGGAUGGUGGUCUCCCAUAGAAUUGCAAAGGAGCAUGUGAUGUUUUCCACUGUGGAUUCCAGAAGAUCUGUGCUUUCCGGGGAGGUUGGAGUCAUAAGACUGGAUGAAGGCUGCUGCAUGACCAUCCGGAGAGCAAAGGGAGAUCCCCAGGAGUUUAAGAGGUUUACAAGGGUGCUUGCAGAGUCUCUUGGGUGCAAUGGCAGGAAGUGCACAAUAUUAUAUAAUGAGAUUUGA